Messenger RNA from Chinchilla lanigera (long-tailed chinchilla), 724 nucleotides. It is a transcript of the gene Mrpl27, whose product is annotated as mitochondrial ribosomal protein L27. The coding region runs from base 62 to 508 and encodes 148 amino acids. NCBI's taxonomy places the organism in Eukaryota, Metazoa, Chordata, Mammalia, Rodentia, Chinchillidae. The transcript is spliced from 4 exons. Gene Ontology annotation, cellular component: mitochondrial large ribosomal subunit; ribosome. Gene Ontology annotation, biological process: translation. Gene Ontology annotation, molecular function: structural constituent of ribosome. The record is from RefSeq and is a predicted model, not a curated record.
GAAGUAGAUCUCCCGGUAGCGGAAGUCGAUUGUCCAGACCGGAAGCGGCCGUGGGGCAAACAUGGCGACGGUGGCGCUGGCCCUGAGGACACGCUCAGCGGUCUCAGCCCUGUUGAGCCCUCCUCCGGCUACAGCUCUUGCUGUCAGAUAUGCAUCUAAGAAGACAGGUGGCAGCUCCAAAAACCUUGGUGGGAAGUCCCCAGGCAAACGUUUCGGCAUGAAGAAAAUGGAAGGUCACUACGUGCAUGCUGGCAACAUCAUCGGGACUCAGCGCCAGUUCCGCUGGCACCCAGGUGCCCAUGUGGGCCUGGGGAAGAGGAAGUGCCUGUAUGCCCUGGAGGAGGGGAUAGUCCGCUACACUAAAGAGGUCUACGUGCCCAAGCCCAGCGACCUGGAGGCCGUGGACCUGGUCACCAGGCUGCCCAAGGGUGCUGUGCUCUACAAGACUUUUGUCCAUGUAGUUCCUGCCAAGCCUGAGGGCACCUUCAAACUAGUAGCUAUGCUUUGAAGUUUUGGGUGAACACGGGACAGACUUGGAGCCCAGAAGGUGAAGAAGGUGAUACCAGAAGAAAUCGAGUGUUAGUGUCACGACCGCCUUGAGGAAGAGGCCCGCUGGAUGUAGCUCUGCAGAAGACUGAAGUGACACUGGGAAGACCUUGGGAGAGCAGGCCUGGUCUGAAUAAAGCUAGCUGUGUGGGGACAGCGCAGUAUGCAGCUGCUGCUA